AUGGCGGUGGUGGUGGCGGCGGCGUCGUGGUGUGCUCUUCGCGCCGCUCCCCUCACACUGGACUGUGCGGGGCUCGUGCCGUCGUGCUGCCCCUGUCGGGCUUCGUCUCCGCCUCUCGCCGCUCCGCCUUCCUCUUUCCUUUCUCCUCCUCCGCCGCCGCUGCCGGCGCUGGAGUUCCGACUAAGUCUUCCUUCUCCUCCUCCCUCUGCCUCCUCCCCUAAGGCCAGGCGCCGGCUCCUUCACGAACCAAAACACAAACACUCAAGUCCCACCGCCGGAGCCACUUCCGCUGCCCGGUGCCGGCCCCGCCGCCACGUCGCUGCACGCAGCGAACUGCGCCCCUUCGUCACUUCCCGUUAUCGCCAGUCAGCCGGCUCCAGCCGCUUCCCCGCCCCUUCCCGAAUCCCUCCCCGCCUAGGUUUGUUCGCGGGGCGGUGCGAGGCAGGAUGUCACGUGACACUGCGAGUGGCUCAGAUCCGAGCUGGCCGCCUUUCUCCCCUUCUUCAACCCCAGUCUGUCGCCCAGGCUGGCGUGCAAUGGUGCAAUGAUGGCUCACUGCCGUGUAGACCUCCUGGGGUCAAGUUAUCCUGCCACCUCAGCCUCUGAGAUAGCUGAGACUACAGAUGUGAGCCAUCAUGCUGGGCUAAUUGAAUUCUUGGCGUUAAGCAAUUCUCCUGCCUUGGCUUCCCAAAGUGUUGGGAUUACAGGUGAGUGACUAUGUCCAGACUCCUACACACUUUUAAAAAAUAUUUUUGGAUUUUAAGGGGUUUUCGUAGAGUUCUGGAAUCCUGUAAAUUCUUUACAAAUUCUGUUUUUUUCUUUUUUUUUUUUUUGAGAUGGAGUCUCACUCUGUCGCCAGGCUGGAGUGCAGUGGUGUGAUCUCGGCUUACUGCAACCUCCGCCUCCCAGGUUCAAGCGAUUCUCCUACCUCAGCCUCCCAAGUAGCUGGGACUACAGGCGCCUGCCAUCAGGCCCAGCUAAUUUUUGUGUUUUAAGUAGAAACGGGGUUUCACCAUGUUUGCCAGGAUGGUCUCGAACUCCUGACCUCGUGAUCCACCCGCCUCCACCUCCCAAAGUGCUGGGAUUACAGGCAUGAGCCACUGUGCCCGGCCGUUUUUUGUUUUUUGUUUUUAAAUGGAAUCUCACUCUGUUGUUCAGGGUUGAGUGUCGUGGCACCAUCAAGGCUCACUGCAACCUCCACCUCCGGGUUUAAGUGAUUCUCUUGCCUCAGCCUCCUGAGUGCUGGAAUUACAGGCGCCGGCCACCAUGCCCAGCUAAUUUUUAUAUUUUUAGUAGAGAUAGGGUUUCGCGAUGUUGGCUGGGCUGGUCUCAAACUCCUGACCUCAAGUGAUCCGCCUGCCUCAGCCUCCCAAAGUACUGGGAUUAAAGGUGUGAGCCACCGUGCCCAGCCUAAUUCAGUUCAAAUUCCAAGCUAGGUGUUUCAUAUCCUAUAUGUGUAGAACAUGACAAAUAUUUACCAAAUAUACGUUCAUUAAAAUCUGAAAGGUGAAACCUCAAUUAAAAAAAAAAUCUCCUACUUAAUAAAGUUUUAGUUUGCCACAUUA
Molecule: messenger RNA, 1565 nt
Organism: Symphalangus syndactylus (siamang)
Lineage: Eukaryota; Metazoa; Chordata; Mammalia; Primates; Hylobatidae
Source: RefSeq, a predicted model, not a curated record